AAGAAAAGCAUGAUGGAGCAUUUCUACCUCUCCCUUCUUCUUCUCUUUGUUUCUUUCGUGUCUCUUUCCCUGUUCUUCCUUUUCUACAAGCACAGGUCUCCUUUCACAACCCCAAACUUGCCACCGGGAAAAAUGGGGUACCCGGUGAUCGGUGAAAGCCUCGAGUUUCUGUCCACAGGAUGGAAAGGAAAUCCUGAAAAGUUCAUUUUCGACCGUAUGAUCAAGUAUUCCUCUGAACUGUUCAAGACAUCAAUACUUGGGGAACCGGCAGUUAUAUUCUGUGGAGCCACAUGCAACAAGUUCUUGUUUACUAAUGAGAACAAGCUUGUGACUGCAUGGUGGCCUGAUAGUGUAAACAAGGUUUUCCCAACGUCGCUUCAAACUAGCUCUAAGGAAGAAGCUGUAAAGAUGAGGAAAAUGCUUCCUCUGUUCUUCAAGCCUGAAGCUCUUCAGCGAUACGUUGGUAUCAUGGAUACCAUUGCAGAGAGACACUUUGCUUCUUGCUGGGAGAACAAGACGGAAGUCACCGUCUACCCCUUGGCCAAGAGGUAUACGUUCUUGUUGGCAUGUCGUUUGUUCAUGAGCGUUGAGGACGUGAACCAUGUAGCAAGAUUCGCCGACCCAUUCCAUUUGAUAGCAUCUGGAAUCAUAUCAAUGCCAAUUGAUUUGCCCGGAACACCAUUCAACAAAGCAAUAAGGGCAGCAAAGGUGAUAAGGAAGGAGCUAUUGGAGAUCAUAAGGAAGAGGAAGGUGGAUUUGGCUGAAGGGAAUGCAUCCCCAACACAAGACAUAUUGUCUCAUAUGUUGUUGACUUGCAAUGAGAAUGGACAGUUUAUGAAUGAAAUGGAUAUUGCUGAUAAGAUUCUUGGUCUUUUGAUCGGAGGCCAUGACACUGCUAGUGCCGCAUGCACUUUCAUUGUCAAAUACCUUGCUGAGCUUCCCAACAUUUAUGAUAGAGUCUAUCAGGAGCAAAUGGAAAUUGCACAAUCAAAAUCUCGAGGAGAGUUGUUGAAUUGGGAUGACGUCAAUAAGAUGAGAUACUCAUGGAACGUUGCUUGUGAAGUAAUGAGACUUGCUCCUCCUCUUCAAGGAGCUUUCAGAGAAGCCAUCAAUGACUUUAUCUUUAAUGGGUUCUCAAUUCCAAAGGGAUGGAAGUUGUAUUGGAGUGCAAAUUCAACACAUAAGAAUCCAGAAUAUUUCCCAGCCCCGGAGAAAUUUGACCCAAGUAGAUUUGAAGGAAAUGGACCAGCUCCUUACACUUUUGUUCCAUUCGGUGGAGGGCCAAGAAUGUGCCCCGGAAAAGAGUAUGCCCGAUUGGAAAUACUAGUUUUUAUGCACAAUUUAGUGAAAAGGUUCAAAUGGGAAAAAAUGAUUCCAGAUGAGAAGAUUAUUGUUGAUCCAUUGCCCAUGCCUGCAAAGGACCUCCCAAUUCGCCUUUAUCCUCACAAAGCUUAAAAAGAG
Messenger RNA from Gastrolobium bilobum, 1461 nucleotides. RefSeq names its product beta-amyrin 28-monooxygenase-like. Gene Ontology annotation, molecular function: oxidoreductase activity, acting on paired donors, with incorporation or reduction of molecular oxygen; monooxygenase activity; iron ion binding. The record is from RefSeq and is a predicted model, not a curated record. The coding region runs from base 10 to 1455 and encodes 481 amino acids. NCBI's taxonomy places the organism in Eukaryota, Viridiplantae, Streptophyta, Magnoliopsida, Fabales, Fabaceae. The transcript is spliced from 4 exons. Gene Ontology annotation, biological process: sterol metabolic process.